Molecule: messenger RNA, 1486 nt
Organism: Osmia lignaria (orchard mason bee)
Lineage: Eukaryota; Metazoa; Arthropoda; Insecta; Hymenoptera; Megachilidae
Gene: TfIIFbeta
Product: transcription factor TFIIFbeta
Biological process (GO): transcription by RNA polymerase II; transcription initiation at RNA polymerase II promoter
Cellular component (GO): transcription factor TFIIF complex
Source: RefSeq, a predicted model, not a curated record
AUUUAUGAAGUAACAAAUAUUAUUUUAACUGAUACAAUCUUUAUUUAAAUGAUUUUUUAUUAAACUAGAAUAAUCAGGACUUGAUUCUAUUUAUAUGUUUGUGAAAUAUAUACAUAUUUGUACAUACAAAGAUUUACGAAAUAUAAACGUAUCGAGCGUUAUUCGUAGUACAAUUUUAUUUAUCUUGCGAUACAUACCUCGUUUCUAAAAAAGUAAUUAUGUCAGGAACUGCUCCGCAUACGGAAAAAGAAUUAGAUUUAAGUAAUGCCGGCCGAGGUGUAUGGCUUGUCAAAGUACCUAAAUACAUAGCAAAUAAAUGGGAAAAAGCACCUGGCAAUAUAGAAGUUGGAAAAUUAAAAAUAACGAAAAACCCUGGUCAAAAGGCAGAAGUAUCUCUCAGAUUAUCUGAAGCUGUAUUAGCAUUAAAAGAGCCAGGAGAGGAAGAAAUUCCAAAACAACAUAGAUUAGAUGUUACAACAGUGACAAAACAAAUGUUGGGUGUAUUUUCUCAUGUUACACCAUCAAGUAGUUCGGAUUCUAUUGUUCCUGAAACUGAGAAACUUUACAUGGAAGGCAGAAUUGUACAAAAAUUGGAAUGUAGACCAUAUGCUGAUAAUUGUUAUAUGAAGUUGAAACUACAGAGUAUUAAGAGAGCUUCUGUGCCACAGAGACAGGUUCAACAAUUAGAUAGGGUAGUUCAAAAUUAUAAGCCUGUUUCUGAUCACAAACAUAAUAUUGAAUAUGCAGAAAAGAAGAAGGCUGAGGGUAAGAAGAUGAGAGAAGAUAAGAACACAGUAUUAGAUAUGUUGUUUGCUGCAUUUGAGAAACACCAGUAUUAUAACAUAAGAGAUCUUGUGAAAAUUACAAGACAACCUAUUGUGUACUUAAAAGAAAUAUUGAAUGAGGUUUGUAAUUAUAAUCUAAAAAAUCCUCAUAGAAACAUGUGGGAGUUAAAACCGGAAUACCGGCAUUAUAAAGAAGAAGAAAAAUCUUCCGAAAAUGCUCAGAAAAAAGAUGAUGAAUCAGACGACGAUUAAUUCAUGCAAUAAAUAUAACAGAUCCCCGAUAAAGAAUUUUCGACGAUGAAAUUUCUCCUUUACCGUUUAUAAUGAUUAAAAUACUAGCUGUACUCCUCGGAAUUAUAUUAUAUGAAGAUCUUCCAGGAGGUAUCUAAAAUGUAUUAUCAUUUUUACAUUAUCAAUAACUAAGUUAUGAAAAACAUUUUAAUAAGAGAACCUACUGUAAUUUUGGCAACCGCAAAAUCUGAUACAGGAGGACGAAAUACUUCGGUACAUUCGUCCUCGCGAGAAGGUUGAAAUUUUUUUGCAGAAAUUGGUUCACAAUUAUAUGUUAACAUUUCAAUUAAUGUUGGCACAUCUUUUAAUUUUUGAGUCAACCCGGAACGCACUACGUUGUCAGAACAUGCCAUACAUUCAAUGCAAUCUGUAAACAUAUUUUUCAAACUUAUAAUAUAGUAUAUUAUACA